Camellia sinensis is the source of this 1929-nucleotide messenger RNA. NCBI's taxonomy places the organism in Eukaryota, Viridiplantae, Streptophyta, Magnoliopsida, Ericales, Theaceae. The record is from RefSeq and is a predicted model, not a curated record.
AUGUCUCUUCUAAAAAGGCUUGAAGUCCCAGAGGAUUCUCCCCUUAGGAACGCCGACGCCAUUCCUCUUCCGUUCCCUCCAACUCCAAGUCAAUCCGCCGACGAAUCUGAGUCCGAGGAGGAGACUUUGGUGAGGAAACCAAAGGAGACUGCUGGGAUCAAGUCCUCUUCUUUGAAUGAGCAGGUCUUGGACUUGACUCAAGAUGAUGAGGGUGAUGAAGUGCCCAUGGAAGCUACCCCUGAGCAGCUCGAAACCCUCACUCUCACUCUCACUCUCACUCCUACCUCCACUCUCCCUCUCAUUUUAAGUCGCAAUAUGGAAUCACCAUCACGUCCACUAUCACUCUACUUCCUGCCCUUCCUAUCACCAGGCCACAUGAUCCCACUAUUCGAAAUGUCCCGCCUGUUCUCCGCCCGCGGCCACCGCGUGACCAUCAUCACCACCCCUGCCAACGCCCAAUUACUCCACACCACCAUCUCCAAAGACUCCUCCUCCGGCCACCCCAUCUCCGCCCACACCUUCCCUUUCCCUUCCAAACAAGUCGGCCUCCCCGACGGCAUCGAAAACUUGUUCAACGUCUACGACAUCGACACCGCCACCAAAAUCCACACCGGCAUGCACCUCCUCCGAGAAAAAAUUGAACAAUUCAUCACCGCCAACCCCCCCGAUUGCAUCUUCUCCGACAUGUUCCACCCUUGGACCGCCGACCUCGCUAUCAAACUCCGAAUCCCCAGGAUCGUAUUCCACGCCACCUGUAUCUUCGCUAUGUCCCUCAAGGACUCCAUGAGAAAACCUGACUCUCCUCACCUCUCUGUUCAGUCUGAUGACGAACCCUUUUUGAUUCCGGGUCUACCUCAUCCGAUCACCAUGACGAAAUCUGAGCUUCCUGACUACGUUCGGACCCCAAACGGGUAUGCCCAGUUGAUGGAACAGUUCAGAGAAGCCGAGCUGAAAAGCUAUGGAGUUUUGGUUAACAAUUUCUACGAAUUGGAGUCUGAUUACUGCGAACACUACAAAAAAACCAUGGGUCACAAGGUCUUUCACGUUGGUCCGGCGGCUCUCAUUCAUCGAAACGCCGCCGAACAGGCCGAUCGAGUCCACAAGGCGGUGGUCGGAGAGCACGAGUGCCUGAGUUUUUUAAACUCGAAGAAACCCAAUUCAGUCCUCUAUGUCUGCUUCGGAAGCGCGUGCAUUUUCCCCAAUGAUCAGCUCAUGGAAUUAGCUUCCGGAAUCGAAGCCUCGGGGCAUCAGUUCAUCUGGGUAGUGUUUGGGAAGGAGGAAAAUGAAGAAGAGGAAGAGAAAAACAAGUGGUUACCAAAAGGGUUUGAAGAGAGGACCAAAGGUAAAGGUAUGAUCAUCAGAGGUUGGGCACCGCAGGUGCUGAUCUUGGAUCACCCAUCAGUUGGUGGAUUUUUGACUCACUGUGGCUGGAAUUCAGUGAUUGAAGGUAUAAGUGCAGGGUUACCAUUGAUCACAUGGCCUCUGUAUGCUGAGCAUUUUUACAAUGAGAAAUUGGUGACUCAGGCGUUGGGGGUUGGGGUGGAAGUGGGGAAGAAGGAUUGGAACUUGUGGAUUGAUGCUGGAAAGAAUGUGGUGAGGAGAGAGAACAUAGAGGCCGCCGUAAGGAGGGUGAUGGACAGCGGUGAUCCGGCGGCGGAGAUGAUGAGGGAGAAGGCUAAAAUGCUGGGAGAGAUGGCACACAAAGCUGUCAAAGAAGGUGGGUCCUCUCAUAGAAAUUUGACGGUGUUGAUUGAAGAGCUUGAGCAACUAAGAGAUCAAAAGGUUAAGGGUAAUUGAGGGGUUAUUAUUACCUUUUGUUUCCGAUGAUUGGGAUGAUUGUCUGUGUCUCUGUUCUUCACUACUUAUUACAUUUUGUCGAAAUAAAAAAAUCUGAGUGGCAUUUAUCUAUCUAUCUAUAUUUAUGUUUCA